Molecule: messenger RNA, 950 nt
Organism: Prunus mume (Japanese apricot)
Lineage: Eukaryota; Viridiplantae; Streptophyta; Magnoliopsida; Rosales; Rosaceae
Gene: NDHT
Product: Chaperone DnaJ-domain superfamily protein
Source: RefSeq, a predicted model, not a curated record
AUUCUGAACCACAUAAACGAGGCCAUGAAAAACAAUCCCCUCAGCAACAAUAUGACCAAAAAAUAAUUGUAAAAAACCACAGAGCACCUUCUUAGCCUCCCUUUUCCAUGGCUUUCACAGCCGCUCCUCACACUUUCUUACUUGGGAGCCCAACAACAACAGCAGCAACAAGAAGAGGAGCAAGAAGAGCAACAACUAGAAAAGCAACAACCCAUGUCAGAUUACACGUGUCAGCAUCACAAGGGCCAAGCAAACAUGAGAGGGCCCCACCAGGAGUUGAUACAAGAAUCCAUUGGGAGAAUGAGGAUGAAGGUUGGAUUGGAGGAAGCAGUGCAAGUAGCAGCAGCAAAGCACAGCAGGCACGAGCAGAGCAAGAGCAGCAGAGCAAUCUCUUGGAAGACAAGUUUGCUGAUUUGCUGAAUGACUCAAUUUCUGAUUCUCAUUACCAGUUCUUAGGAGUAUCAGCAGAGGCUGAUCUAGAAGAAAUCAAAGCUGCUUACCGAAGACUAUCCAAGGAGUACCAUCCAGACACCACUUCUCUUCCCCUAAAGACUGCGUCCGACAAGUUUGUGAGGCUAAGAGAAAUUUAUAAUGUGUUGAGCAACGAAGAGACCCGUAGAUUUUACAACUGGACACUUGCUCAAGAGGCUGCAAGCCGCCAAGCAGAAAUAAUGAGAAUGAAGUUGGAAGAUCCUUAUGUGAAAGAAGUAGAGAAGUACAAACCUGUGCCGGAUAUGGUUGAUCGUCUAGGUGGAAGGAACAUGGCGCUGGGCGAUCAAGCAAUGACUGCUCUCACCAUUGAUGUUUUCAUUAUCAUUUUUGCUAUUUGUUGUAUCAUAUUCGUGAUCUUCUUCAAAGAGCCAUAUUACUAGAUAGCUUGAUAAAUAGCUUAGAAACAUAGCUUAUGGCUAUAGGAACUGAUACAAGUACACAUUAUUAUUCAAGAAAAG